This is a messenger RNA of Cladophialophora bantiana CBS 173.52, 1095 nucleotides long. RefSeq lists its product as uncharacterized. The transcript has 2 exons. The coding region runs from base 1 to 1095 and encodes 364 amino acids. The record is from RefSeq and is a predicted model, not a curated record. NCBI's taxonomy places the organism in Eukaryota, Fungi, Ascomycota, Eurotiomycetes, Chaetothyriales, Herpotrichiellaceae.
AUGUUGAGUAAAAAUAGAUCGACGGCAUUCCCACAGCAUUCCGACUACACACAACCAGAAUCAUUCGAACAAAAUGCUCCGUCUACGCCAUCCACUCCUAGCAGCGUGAGAAAGAAGUGUCGGCUUGGUGCAGCAGCCGCCCUCGAAAUGGCAAAGUUCGCAUCUAGCCUGCAAGGUAGUGCCGCCGAGGCUGCUGGAGUCUCUAAGACUCGAAAGGCAAAGUCUCAAAAGCCUAUCCCUGCUACUGCCGCCAGUUCACGGCCCUCUCGCGCGCGGAAAUCUCCUGAGCGGUAUUCACCUGACCCAGAAGAUAUGCCGUAUAGAAGAAGGACGAGGAGCAGUACCAAGAUCGCUAGAGACGACAACAAAGCCGGCGGGGCACCGCCUAUUGACUCUCCGAAACACAAGACAAGGCGUGCUAUAAAGCAGGCCGUGGAGAAUGCGCUGGGGGCCGUCUAUGUGAGUCCUACCGCUGAGGACGAGGCCCCUGCGACAAACAAAACUAGCUCAAAGAAAGACGCCACUAAGGGAAAGAAGAAGGCGAGCUCGAAGAAGACGACCACCACUGAGACCAAGAGGAAAACUACCGCGCGAAAGGAGAAGGCGGAGCCGAAGACGAGUUUCACGAAGAAGGCGAUGGCGACGGCGGCGAAGAAACCCGAGGUCACACCCAAGGUGAAUAGUAACGUGAGGUUUGGGGGGGCAGCUACUGCUGCUUCGAAGAAGACCGCCGCCGACGAAAAGGAGGAGAACAAGAAGACCCAGCAGGGGCAGAAGGACGAAACGGUUAACGAGCCAGCGAAAAAGACAGCCGCGUCCAAGAAGCCCGCGUCCAAGAAGGCCGAGGCGAAAACAGCCGCCGCCGCCGCCCCCAAAAAGUCAGCCACCGAGAAGAACGCUGCUUCAAAGAAGGGGACAAAGGCUAAGGCUACGGCUAUGACUACCAAGAAGGUUACCAAGCCCAAAGCCGCUGCAGCCCAAACCGGCAAGAAAGCUCCUGCGAAGAACGCUGCUGCGUCAAAGACCAACGACGCUGGACAGUCCAAGGCCCCCAAGGAGCGUCUCACGAAAAGCAGUGUCAAGUCACAACCCUAG